UUCUGAAUAAGAAAAAAUGUCUGCUUACAUUUGUGUACCGUCUGGUAUCUCUCGGUGUUGCGUGCAUAUCUUCAGUAUGAUUAAUGUGGUACAUGUGGUCAUGAGCAUAAGGAGCUUUGUCAUGUUAGAGGCGAAUAUGUUGAGACAUUCUGCACUUACCUGGUAUAAUGGCAUUUAGCAUAGAUCCUCAUUGCG
Messenger RNA from Aspergillus novofumigatus IBT 16806, 195 nucleotides. RefSeq lists its product as uncharacterized. The record is from RefSeq and is a predicted model, not a curated record. NCBI's taxonomy places the organism in Eukaryota, Fungi, Ascomycota, Eurotiomycetes, Eurotiales, Aspergillaceae. Bases 17 to 178 code for a protein of 53 amino acids. The transcript has a single exon.